AGAGAGAAACUAGGUCAGCUGGAACAAAGGUAAAGGGCCAGAGGAUCCGCUCAGACACCUUGAACACUGACGAAAAAGCUCCGCAGAUUCCCUCUUGCAAUCCGACAAUGGCGUUCGCCACUCGCCUGCUCACCAGAUCCACUCGCCAGGUGUACUCUGGGCAAAGUGUUAUGCGGCCGGAGUGUGUUGUUGCAGCUCGGUCCUUCGCCAAGGGAGCUGGAACUGCUCCCCCUGCUUUGAAGGGUGAUGAAUUGCUGAAGGGCAUUUUUCUUGAGGUGAAAAAUAAAUUUGAGACAGCCAUAGGAGUCAUUCGGAAAGAGAAGAUCACCAUUGAUCCUGAUAACCCUGCUGCUGUGGCUGAAUAUGCCAAAGUCAUGAAGACUGCUCGAGAAAAGGCUAAUCUUUUCUCGGAGUCGGAGAGGAUCAAGUACACUAUUGAAUCUCGAACCCAAGAUAUACCUGAUGCUAGAUCCUAUUUGCUGGCCUUGAAGGACAUUAGGGUCAAGAGAGGCCUUGUUGAUGAACUAGGUGCAGAGGCUAUGAUGAUGGAUGCACUGGACAAAGUGGAAAAGGAAUUGAAAAAGCCACUUUUGAGAAAUGAUAAAAAGGGAAUGGCCCUCCUUAAGGCAGAGUUCGACAAAGUCAACCAAAAGCUUGGCAUUCGUAGAGAAGAUCUGCCAAAAUAUGAGGAGCAAUUGGAACUUAAAAUUGCAAAAGCCCAACUGGAGGAGCUGAAGAAGGGUGCUGUUGAAGCCAUGGAAACUCAGAAAAAACGGGAUGAGUUCAAGGAUGAAGAACUGCCUGAUGUGAAGUCAUUAGACAUCCGUAACUUCAUCUAA
Messenger RNA from Striga hermonthica, 839 nucleotides. The record is from the annotation of a GenBank genome assembly. NCBI's taxonomy places the organism in Eukaryota, Viridiplantae, Streptophyta, Magnoliopsida, Lamiales, Orobanchaceae.